GCGGCAGGACCCAUCGGUCGCGGUUGUGUCUGGGAAGGAGAGAAAAUGGCGGCGGAGCCGAGCAAGACCGAAAUCCAGACUCUUUUUAAGAGGCUACGAGCAAUUCCAACCAACAAGGCCUGUUUUGACUGCGGCGCCAAGAGUCCGAGUUGGGCCAGCAUCACGUACGGUGUUUUCUUGUGCAUUGACUGCUCCGGGGUGCACCGCUCUCUGGGCGUCCACCUCAGCUUUAUCAGGUCCACAGAGUUGGAUUCAAACUGGAGCUGGUUGCAGCUGAGGUGUAUGCAGGUUGGCGGCAAUGCUAAUGCGACAGCUUUUUUUCGCCAACAUGGUUGCACAGCUAAUGAUGCCAAUACCAAAUAUAAUAGCCGAGCUGCACAGAUGUACCGGGAGAAAAUCAGGCAGCUGGGGAGUGCUGCCUUGGCUAGGCAUGGUACCGAUCUUUGGAUAGACAAUCUGAGCAGUGCUCCUAGUCAUUCUCCAGAGAAGAAGGACUCUGAUUUCUUCACAGAACACACUCAGCCUCCUUCCUGGGAUGCACCAGCCACUGAGCCUUCAGGGAUGCAGCAGCCAGCCCCGUCUGCAGAGAGCAGUGGUCUGGCACAGCCUGAGCUUGGCCCCAAUACCGACCUCCUGGGAACCUCCCCUAAAGCCUCUCUGGAACUGAAAAGCUCCAUCAUUGGCAAGAAGAAGCCCGCUGCUGCUAAGAAAGGGCUGGGUGCCAAGAAAGGCCUAGGGGCCCAGAAGGUGAGCAACCAGAGCUUCACUGAGAUUGAACGGCAGGCCCAGGUGGCAGAGAAGCUCCGUGAGCAGCAAGCAGCUGAUGCCAAGAAGCAGGCGGAAGAGUCUAUGGUUGCCUCCAUGCGCCUGGCCUACCAGGAACUUCAGAUUGAUCGCAAGAAGGAAGAGAAAAAACUACAGAAUCUUGAAGGGAAGAAACGUGAGCAGGCAGAGAGACUGGGCAUGGGCUUGGUAUCCAGAAGCUCUGUUUCCCACUCGGUGCUGUCUGAGAUGCAGGUGAUUGAGCAGGAAACACCAGUGAGUGCAAAGUCCUCCCGCUCUCAGCUAGACUUGUUUGAUGAUGUUGGAACUUUUGCCUCUGGACCUCCAAAGUACAAGGACAACCCCUUUUCCUUGGGGGAAACUUUUGGUUCCCGCUGGGAUACAGAUGGAGCUUGGGGUGUGGACCGAGUAGAGGAAAAGGAGCCAGAAGUGACGAUCUCGAGCAUCCGGCCUGUUUCUGAAAGAGCCACAAACCGGAGAGAAGUGGAGAGUCGGAGCUCAGGCCUCGAGUCCAGUGAAGCUCGUCAGAAAUUCGCAGGAGCUAAAGCCAUUUCAUCUGACAUGUUCUUUGGGCGAGAGGUAGAUUCGGAGUAUGAAGCCAGGUCUCGGCUACAGCAGCUCUCGGGCAGCAGCGCCAUCAGCUCUUCAGACCUCUUUGGGGACAUGGAUGGAGCUCAUGGAGGAGGAAGUGUUUCUCUGGGGAAUGUGCUCCCUACAGCUGACAUCGCCCAGUUUAAGCAGGGUGUCAAGUCUGUGGCUGGCAAGAUGGCUGUGCUGGCCAAUGGUGUGAUGAAUUCUUUGCAGGAUCGCUAUGGUUCCUACUGACCCCAGGCUCCGUGGCUCAGGCCUGUAGUGGUGACAGCAGCAAGAAGUCCAUGAUUCCCAGGCCAGGGCUGCCUGCCUUGUAGAAGCUGCGAUGUGUCACUUUCUGUGUGUGCUGUGUGAGUGGGGUGGCUUUGGAGGAUCUUGGGCAAGGGAAAUGGUCAUCAUCAGCCUAUGGAUUGAGCCCCUAUUUUCAUCCCCUCGCCCUCUCCCCAUGCUAGUGUCCUUCCAGUCCUGCCUCACAGCUGCUGCUCACUUGGCCUGCUGCACAGGGAGGGGAGGGUUCCUUCAGGGUGGCUGAUUCUGGUUACAGUUCUUCCCCUAAUAGGGAAGGCACAAUGCUUUUGCAGGCUGUAGGAUCCUUUCUAGGUGGUCUGGAGGCCGAAGCCUCCGUCCUCCAGAGAUGGGGAGGCCUAGCAAGGGUUCUGUUAGGUACCAGCCCCAGGGAGAGGCUCUGAACUGUUGCCACUAGCAUCCUCUUCUGGGUACCAGGAAAGGACAUGGGAAGGAAAGACCUUUGGGCCUUACUAAGGGCUAGAAACUUACCCGACAUCUGAGAUUCAUUUGGGAUCAGCCUGAAGGCCUGAGUGAUCUGUCUCUGCUUCAUGUGGAGCUGACUUUUGCUAGGGGCCUCAUAACACUUCCCUACCAUUAUGGUGGGCCAUGGAUCCUUGUCCAUGCCUGAGACUGUCCCCUCUUUCCCUGGUUGGGGCCAUGGUGGGUGGGUGUCAUCUGCUGUGUCCCGACUGGGUGCUGUGAGUCUGUCAGUGGCAUGGGAGGCUGAAGGCAUGAUAGACAGCAGCGGGUUCCUGGGGCUCAGCUUUCUUCCUCUGCAUCAUCCUGGGCCGAGGGUGGCCUGAACGGCAUCCCAUCCAUGAGAGCUUGAAGGGCCUGCAGCGAGCCUCACCCUUUGGCAGCUGAGCCAUGCACUGUGUCAUCCGUGGUGCCAUCUUCCCCUGCCACGCCGGGAAGCAGACUGGGCCCCCUACUCGAGGUUCGCAGGUUGGACUUCCAGGCAACACAAACCACUCUUCCCCAUCCCUCCCCCAGAGGGACAUAACUUUCUUUCAGGACUGUUUGUAUUGAAACAAAGUGGUGUCAAAAUAAAGCCCCCACGGGGCCCUGUGGGUCA
This is a messenger RNA of Dipodomys ordii (Ord's kangaroo rat), 2737 nucleotides long. RefSeq names its product ADP-ribosylation factor GTPase activating protein 2 (gene Arfgap2). Gene Ontology annotation, molecular function: GTPase activator activity. The transcript has 16 exons. The record is from RefSeq and is a predicted model, not a curated record. NCBI's taxonomy places the organism in Eukaryota, Metazoa, Chordata, Mammalia, Rodentia, Heteromyidae. Gene Ontology annotation, biological process: COPI coating of Golgi vesicle. Bases 46 to 1608 code for a protein of 520 amino acids.